Dentiscutata heterogama is the source of this 1933-nucleotide messenger RNA. The record is from the annotation of a GenBank genome assembly. NCBI's taxonomy places the organism in Eukaryota, Fungi, Glomeromycota, Glomeromycetes, Diversisporales, Gigasporaceae.
UAGCGGUAUGGGACGUUUUACACCAUCACCAUCUGUCUUCAAUACAACUAGUGAAAUAGAUGAAUACGUUUCGCAAACCAUUGGUACUGACAUAUCACCAGAUCGCGUUCAAUACUCAUGGUUUUCAAUCGCAAAUUUGUACUUUAAGGUUGGGGAUUAUUCCAAGACCGAAAAAUAUCUACUUGAACUUUUGCGACUACGUUCUUACGAUUAUGAGGCAAACGACCUACUUGGUACCGUUUACAGAAGGCAAGGCAAGCUUGAGGCCGCUUUAGUUUUUUAUGAAAGAGCUUUGUGUGGCGAUAAUGCUCCCCAACGUCGUGCACUAGACGCUGCUGAACUCUGCGUACAGUCAGCAAGAAAGGCGAAAGAUGAUACUGAAGUAAAAAAAUUUACUGAUAAGUCAUUAUUUUGGAUUGAAAGAGCUCGUCAAGUGAAUAAAAAAUACAUUCCUCGAGCUGUACAACUAUUACAUCAAACAUAUGUAAUUAUAGUUCGAUAUGCAGAAAGACAAUCUGAUAGGCGUGGUUGCUUAAAACAUCGUGAUGGAAGUACACCAGUGACUAGUAUUCAGUGGAUUGAUGAUACAGUAAAAAACUUGUUAACGGUUGAAGAUACUUUUGUCGAUCCUGCAUUUCAUAUUAUUCUUUCUAAAGCAUUAUUGAAACAGCUUGAUCAUCAACGUGUAUGGAAACAUGUAUUACAACGGCGUUAUAACUUCGUUGAUAGUUUAGAGUGGAAUCUCUUUGUCAAGAAUAAUUUUCCAAAAUUAAGAAAAUUAGCCAUUAUUGACAGUGCAAAGGAACUGUUACACGAAUCAACAGAGUUAAUAUUUUUCGCUUGUGAUAAUGUUGUCAGAUUAUCAUUAAAAUUAAAGCCACGAGACGAAUCAGGUAAACUUGUGAAGGAAUUUUCGGAUUUUAUAAAGACGUGGGAUACACCUCCAUCGCAAAAUCAUCAAGUAGUUGAAAAAUGGACACGUUAUCGACAGGAAUAUCAAUCUCGAAGCUUACGGCACGAUGGAUAUUUCCAACUUAAACUUGCAUCUUCUGACCUGAGUCAGUUCAAACUUUUAACUUCUAGGAUAACGCAAAAAAAUCAAGAACAUCUUUGUGCUGCCUACCUAAAAUUCAAAACAUGUUUAAAUUUUCGUCGUGAGACUUUUCGUGACUCUAAUCGUCCCAUUACCCAUUUUAUUUAUCUAAUGUGUCAACGAUUAAGUGAUGUUUCUCAUCAAUUAUUGGUUCUGCUACAUUGUUUUAAUUAUGACUGGUUGAAUAAAAGUGAUUCCGCAACGCAUGUAUUCUCCCAAUAUGAAGAUGAUGUCAGACAAAAUUUUGUUUUACCUAGUUAUGAUCGUCUCCUCAUGGUAUUGGAUCAAAAUGUUGGUAACAAUCGGCUGACAGAAUUAAGUACUCUGAAAUGGUUCGUUCGAAUGGCAAAUCAGAUUGAUAAGAUAGCAUUCUGCGCCCCAUAUGAUUUAGAUCGCUUUUUGGCUGUCUCUGCUUGGUAUAUGGAAAGUGGUGUAUUACGAGAAUGGUUGCGAAAUAUCUUUCCGAGAUUACAAAAUUAUUCUGAGAUUCCGGAACCCGAAGAACACCAUGAUACACCAUCGUCAAUCCAAACUUUAUCAUCAUUAUUUGCAAAUAAAAUGACUCUGGAUCAAAUGGGGACUGGAUUAGCUGGUCAGAUAUUAUACCUAUCAUUACAGGAAUGUUGGAAAUCACGUGAAAGUCAAGUAAAAUUUUGGCGAACAUUGUUAUCGUGGUAUGGCAAGAUUGAUCCGGAUAAACGAAUAUAUCCAAGUGAUUUAAUGUCUAAUGAAGAGUUCUCUCAAUGUAUCAAAGAGAUUAGAGGUGAUAUCAACCUAAAUGAUGACGACUAUAAUGAUCAGAUUGAACUGGAAAUCCAACAUCGUUUUUUUAUAUUAUGA